Molecule: messenger RNA, 9273 nt
Organism: Armigeres subalbatus
Lineage: Eukaryota; Metazoa; Arthropoda; Insecta; Diptera; Culicidae
Gene: form3
Product: FH2 domain-containing protein 1
Exons: 14
Coding region: 1284-6455 (1723 amino acids)
Biological process (GO): cellular component organization
Molecular function (GO): actin binding
Source: RefSeq, a predicted model, not a curated record
UUCGGUUCGAACCGUCUGCGCGAUCGGAUUAAAUCGACAGCAGCCAAGUUGCGCCCGCGCCCGCGUCGUGACCCAACGACUUGCUCGUGUCCUGCAGUAGCCCGAUGCGGUGUGGAGAACGAGACCAGACCAGCGAGAAGAAUCUGUGCAUCUUUGUGUUUGGAGGACGGACUGCCAGUUAGUCAGUGCUUUACUGGUUAAUUGAAUGGAUUAUAGUUUAGAGUAUUGUGAGCACAUUCUAUUCGGUUGUUUUAUCUUCGCUUGCUAUCAAUAGCAUAGCAAAAGUGGUAGCCGCUGACCGGACUGGCCUGAUGCCCACGGUGGGCCCAAGUCCGUCCCGCACAGAUAUUGGGAGACUUGGCCUGGGCGCAACGUGAGUCCAGUAGUGCACCGACGAACGAAUCGUGGAUUACUCAACAAAUAAUAGUGCAGUCAGUAAUAAUUGAAUGACAAUCGACCAUCACAUCACCAUCCAAUCGCAAAAAAAAUUAUCGACACAUCUCUCCCAGGAAUCAACAAAUCGAUAGCCAUGUGGUGGAAUGCGCCAGACUGAAUCGUUUUGGACAACCACCCCCUUUCCCCAUCAAAGUGAGCCCAAAGUGCCUGCCUGCAAAAGCGUGUGAACUCUCUUAUACUUGUCGGAAAGCCUCAACCAUUUUUCGAAAGCAGAACACUGGCCACGAGCCGUUAAGUUCGUGUGACGAUGAACAUCCCGCUUUUCCCCAGUAAUAUUGUGUACAUUUAGCGGAGUGACGCGUGACGACUGUAUGAAUAAUUGUGUGUGAAACCAAUCAGAAAGACAACGCGGAUGGUUCGUGCGACAGAUCAAGAAGAACCCCUGUGAAGUUUGAGCCUGUUUGUUCUGCUUAAUUGUUGUUUGCUGGUGGUUACCGCCCGCCGGCAAAUUUGAGUGCUACAUUCUUCGCUCUGGUGUUUAAUUAGGCAUUAUCGUUCUAUAUUUGACAUGUGUUAAGUGAAAAAAAUUAAGUAAAUAAACGAAACCCAAGGAAUAUAAACCCCGAUAGUACGAAUCGAAAAGCCAGAUUGGAAGAAAUUUGAUAAACAAAAGUAUUUUAAAACAUCGCAAGUGCAGUGCAGUGCCAAAGGCUUCGAAACGGCUGAGCAGCAACAAUUGAUUGACUACGUAUCCUACCGUAUUAAGGUGUCCGACUGGUGAAACUCUAGUGUUAGCUACUAGGCGCAGUCGUUAUCAAUCUCAUGCAGGGAAUCAACCAUUGAAGAUUCCUGCCGAACGAACACGAUUCGCGCAAAGAGGCAGCAACAUGACAAACGACAGCACCAAAGGCACCACCGCCGGAAAGGCCGGCAAAAUGGACUCCCGUACCGGGCUGGAGUACAUAGUCGAGAACAGCGACUACGUCAACAAGCUGGGCCUGGCGCUGGACACAAGCAACGCCACGGUGAAAAAGCAAGUGUUCGAGCUGCUAUCGGCACUGUGCGCCUACAGCUCCGGUGGAUACAAGCGGGCAAUCGAAACGCUAGAGUAUUACAAGACCAUCAAAGGCGAACGCUAUCGACUGAAUAUAGUUGUCGUGGAGCUAGACAAAACAACUUCGGUCGAGUAUCAGAUUGCGUUGCUGGCGUUCAUAAAUUGUGUCAUAAUAUCGGCUGCCACGCUGCAGGAGCGGAUACGAAUGCGAAAUGAAUUUAUAGGAUUAAAUUUAUUAGCAGUAUUGAAAAAUCUCAGGCGAUUCACCAGUAACGGACCGGACAUCGGAGUCCAACUCGACGUGUUUGACGAGCAACGAGAAUGCGACGAGUCACAGAGCCUGCAAGGGCCGGACGGAAUAAAUUUGAACUCGCAUCUUGAUGUCUUCUACGCGAUACUGCGACAGGUUUCCGGCACCCCGCAGGAAAUUCCAUUCCUCAGCAUCUUGCAGCACCUGCUACAGAUCGACCCGAAAGAGCCCAUCAGCGACAUCAUCUGGGACACGGCCGAAACGCUUGUGCACCGCGCCACCCUGCUAGAAGAUAAGGAAGCAUCCGUACGAUUGCUGCGUGCACCCAGCAUACAAAAAUUCGCUUGCCCCCACUGCCGGAGCGAUAUCACUAGUCCAACCAGACGGCAAUCGGUUGGCCCCCAAACGCCGGGACCAAACAGCACCAACUCAGCACAUACCAUAACCUCAUCUCCGUCCAUCCCGGGCGCUCCGGCACCGCCUCCUCCUCCACCACCUCCAAAUUUGGCACCUCCCCCACCACCGCCACCUCCCUGUGCUCCCCCACCUCCUCCUCCGCCAAUGGCCGGCGGCCCAAGUGCCCGAGGCGGUCCACCCGUACCACCAGCACCACCUGCACCACCCGCACCCAAUCUACUCUCCGUGAAAGCCAAUGAACUUGCUCGACCAAAAACUCCUGAAGCUCAAAUAGAAGUCAUCAAACCCCUGCCGCAACAAGAAACCCCAGUCCCACGCUCCAAGAUGAAAACCAUCAACUGGAACAAAAUCCCUCCUCAGAAAGUCAUCGGUAAGCCAAACAUUUGGUCAAUCGUGGCCGAUUCGCACCAGGACAGUCCCAUGGCGGAUCUUAACUGGGAUGAGAUGGAGGGCCUGUUCUGUCUGCAGCAAACGCAGGGAUCACCAAAGCUGGGUCGCGAGAACAGCGGAUCCGACACACUGGAACGCAAAUCACGUAAAGAAAACGAAAUUACGCUUCUGGAUGGGAAACGCAGCUUAAACGUGAACAUCUUCCUGAAGCAAUUCCGCUCUUCCAACGAGGACAUCAUCCAGCUGAUACGCAACGGUGAACAUGAAGACAUCGGCGCGGAAAAGCUGCGAGGACUGCUCAAAAUUCUUCCCGAGGUGGACGAACUGGAGAUGCUCAAAUCGUUCGACGGUGACAAUAAUAGACUGGGGAACGCCGAAAAGUUUCUACUGCAACUGAUACAAGUGCCUAACUACAAGCUACGAAUCGAGAGCAUGCUACUGAAGGAGGAAUUCAAAGCGAACCUGAUUUACCUAGAGCCAAAUAUCAAUGCAAUGCUAUAUGCUGGAGAAGAUCUGAUAAACAACAAAGCCCUCCAGGAAGUUCUCUACAUGGUAGUAGUGGCCGGCAACUUCCUGAAUUCCGGUGGUUACGCCGGAAAUGCUGCCGGCGUUAAAUUGUCCUCACUGCAGAAACUGACAGAUAUUCGGGCGAACAAACCCGGCAUGAAUCUGAUACAUUUUGUGGCACUACAAGCGGAGAAGAAAAAUCCCGAACUCCUCGUCUUCCCGGGCCAGAUGUCCACGCUGGAAAAUGCCACUAAAACCACGGUUGAACAAAUUAGCAACGAAAUCAAUGCCAUAGAUAACCGCAUCAAAAAGAUCAAGAAACAGAUCGAACUGCCAAAGACCGAACCGGACAUCAAAUAUCAAAUGGAUGAAUUCAUUACAACCGCGGAACGGGACAUCUUGAUGCUACAACGAGCGCUGAAAGAACUGGAAACAAUGCGACUUCAGUUGGCCGACUUCUUCUGUGAGGACCUCGCCACGUUCAAAAUGGAAGAAUGUUUCAGGACAUUCCACAACUUCUGCGAAAAGUUCGGUCAAGCCGUCAAGGACAACGAUAAGCGCCGUAUCCAGGAAGAGCAGGCGCUGGUCCGACGGAAGCAAAGGGAGGAACAGCUGGCUCUCAAACGACGGCAAUCAAAUCAACCGGGAACUCCAGUAUCUGAUUCGGAAAACAGUUUACUACUGGAUCCCUUGCAGUACGACAUGCGAUACAGUCCAGCCAUGUCCCGAAGGCGGAUAGGAUCGUUCACCAGCAAUGGGGAUCCGGUGAUGCUGCGAGAGGAUUGCGCUUCGCCGGAUAUCACACCAAAUGGUAGUCUACGUAGAAGGAGAAGCCGGGUGCUUUCCGAAGAGGAUGAAGGUAAUCUCAUGGACUUCCUCCGGUCGUCUGGUCAUGAAAAUGGCAGCCGCGAGAGGAAGUCUGUAUCGUCGUACGGCGGAAGUUUGGAUCGGUCUUGGGCUCGUCGAGCAAGAUCCGGCAGUGGCAGCAAAAAGCGGCCUGAUCUGCUCAAUGUGGACUUCGGAGCGGAUCGGGAGCGACCGAGCUCACCAUCGCCAUUGGCCGAAAGCAAGCCAUUGCCAGUGGAAGAAACUAAGCCGAGAAUUUCCAGGGAAUGGCGACAAAAGAUCGAGUCAUGGCUGCAAGCAAACGAAGCCGACGAAAAAACCGAAGAAUUGAAGAAGAAACGGAAAAUGCUCGCCGUCAACCGGCGAUCGUAUGAGACUGACAACGAGAGUGAUCGUGGUAGUAAGCUGGAACCUCUACCGGAGGAAAAACCCCCGACGAUAACUCCGCCGGAGAUUACGGCAGAUCAGAUGCCAUCGAACUACAAACGUGUCUAUCCCGACUGGAAGCCAUCCAGUGCACUUGAGAAGACUGAUGUCAUGGGAACCAUGGAUGCAAUUGCCGGUGCACUACCGUCAGUGCAGGACAAAUCGGCAUGGCGGAAAUCCAGUUUGAACAGCCAAGAAGAUCAAGACGCCAGACGAUAUCGAAGGCAACGAUCCAGGGAAAGUACUGGCGCAAGUUCAAACCUGCAGUCGAUACUUGAGGAGGACAAACGAAAAUCUGUGAUCCAAUCGCUGGGUGAUCGACCUCCAUCCGAUCGGCUGCAAAUCUACAUUCGACGAGGAUCGGACAACACUUCACAACCCGAAAGCACAGUCACUUCACCAAAGCAAAACGAAGAAAACAAGCAAUCCAUCUACAUAAGACCAACGAACGGUAGUGAGUACUCGAGAACGAAGCCCAGCCCAGCGGUGGAAAAACAAUCGAUCUACAUACGACCGAACGAUAAUACUCCGUCCACGAUUUCAUCCAUCAACUCAUCAUGCACCAGCACCAGCGAUAAUCAGUUACCAGAGAGUGGCCCAUCAGUUGCACCCCCACCACGAAGAGGUCGUCGAACGCACCACAUCUAUGAUGAGCAGACGAAUAAUAAGAUCGAGAUCGAUUCCGAUAACAUUGAAACGCCACCUUCUAUCCGGAAGAGCUUCAACCGUGAACAUCAAAAUGUCAGCGGAAGCAGUUCCUGUCGUAAGCUUCACGGCGCUACUGAACAGUCUGCCGAGUUGGAACCGAAAACUAGUCUCACCGAACCCGAAGUACUUGGAGAUGGACAAUUUGAUCGGUUUUCAUCGGCUCGUCGUACCCGGCGGUUCAAAAGGCCAGUGGAUCUGAGUAGUGGCAACGAAACCACCUCGCCAGAAUCCCUUCCGGACAAUCCGCUGGUGGCGGAGACUUCUCGAAAUCCGGUUGUCACAGCAGUGGCGGAGAUUGAAUCAAGCGAAAAACAAAAGGAGGCUCGACUGAAACGUUGGCAAGACAAGUUGAACCAUUCCGUAGAAGAUAAGGUGAAGGUAUCCGAUUUGAGGUCUUUGAAAACUGGUCGGAAUAUGAGCAGGAUUAGUCAGGAAGAUGUCCGCAAGGCAAUUAGAAGUUUGAAGUCUCCUUCCCCGGAACGAAGUUGGAGCCCACCAAAGGAAAUAGUCCGGGAAGCUCCGAGCACCGUUAAGGUAAUAACCCAUGAGCUGAACGACGAAGGUUUCGAAGAAACUCAAAGCUUAGUCUCUGAUACUCCAUCACACGGUAAGGAUAGUACCUCAUCAUGUAAUGACUACGGUUCAGAUUCGAGAAGCAAAAAGAUUGUAAAACCAUCAGGAAGCGUGGCGGAGACUAGUCCAAGAAAAAUUCCCACUCGCACCACUCCAAAUCUUCCGAGUUUGCUGAUAACAAAGCCCCAGUCUGCUUUGGAGCGUAGUAAAUCCCUAAGAGGAAACCCUCCUACUCUAGUCAAUAAAAAUCUGUUACCACGUCGAACAAAUUCAAUGAGAAGAACCGAAUCGCCUCUGCUAAAUGCAAACAAACAACAGUUAGAUGUGGAAAGGAGCAAUUCGAGAACCAGUCUUCGAUCAUCACGCUCUUCGCUCAGUAGCGCCGUCUCAACGAAUACGGUUAAAAAGGUGCCAUUACGUCCAAAGUCAUCACCGUUGACUACUUCCAGCGGACUUUCCGGGUCAGGUUCGAUCAACACUACCCUAUCAGCGCACAGUUCGCCAACCAAACGACCUUUAAGCGCGGGCAGUAUACGAACGCCCUUAACGGCAACUCCGGCCAGCAGAAGCAGUUCCAGUGGGUCCAGUAUAGGACAAAGUGCAACUACGGGCUUAGCUGCCAGAAAGCCUCCACUCAAAUCGGCCGGUUCCAGCUCUCUGGGACCGAGUACUAGCUUUAAAGAAAACCAAAAUCAAAAUACCGUACGAAAUAGGCUGCAAUCCAAAACAUCCAGCAACACAAGUAUAGCCAAUUCGGGUGGAUCCGGGUCCAGCGGCAGUACCACUAGGACAGGAACCGCCCGAAACAGCACAAGCAGCAGUACGCCUCGUACCGGUGGAUUCAUGCGGCCAACCACCUCCAGUGCCACCAAGGUGAAGGGAAAGUAAACCCAAGCACAAACUCGUUUGUCUCCUUCAUACACGCCCAAAACUGCUUAGUAUGAUAUCGGCGAAAAAUGCAUUGCGAACUCCAGUAUGAUAUUGUUUUCCAGUGAUUCUUAUAACAUGCCAUGAUUUUUCGUCGGACGACAAUAAAACUGCUAAUAGAAAUCUCCGUCCAUCUAAGUUUAUAACCCAAUCUGGUCCAUCGUGACCUUUCAAUUCAUUUAUCACCCAGACAAAUCGCAUUAGGCUUUUAUAAGAAUUGUGCAGAUUUCAUCCAAAUCCAAUAUUUAGCAAACUUGAUAUUUUAUUUCGGUUCAAGAACAACUAAGCGCAACAUUUCUAUUUUUCGAGGGGUAUACAAGUGACAUCAUAUGGCAACUGAAUUUUCAAAUGCGCAAUAUUAACUUUUGAAUGAUAGAUAUUUAAAUUAUAUUAAAAAGUUACGAGUAUGCUAUUUAAUCGUACGUAUCGCAAUGCGAGGAAAAGUUUAGCUUGAGAAAAAUUCGACCUAAUAGCGUGAUAAAACGCAUGUAUGUUUUAUGCAGCAAGUGUUGUUUAUUAGAAACUCAAAGUAUUUAUUUACAAGGCUUUUGUGAGAACAUAAAGCAAACGCAAGUAUUAGUAGAAACUUGACACGCAUUCACAGCAAUGUAUAGAUAACUCGUGAUAAAGAAAAACUGUUAUUCGACCAUUUAUGCGACACAAUCGUUUGUUCUUGAAGCAUUACUAUACUUAUUCUCUCUACUAUUAAGCUUUAUUUAGAUCGCCUUUAUCUCCUAAAAAUUAAAAUAAUAAACGAUUUAAUAUGAAUUGCAGAUCCGAAAUAACAUCGCAUAAAAGACUUUUACGUUCGGAUUGUCGACUAAUAAUGAAACUAGAAAAUCGAACGGUAAGCACCUAAGCUAUUUCUAUAUAAUAAUGUACAACGGAGUACUACAAACUGUGUAUAAAAAAUAAAAUGUAUAAGACAGAACGUGUAACGUUAAAUAGAACUGUUAGAAACAGUUGCAGCUUUCUUUUCAAGUCGAGAAGACCCCUGCUAGAUAGAUUUGAAUAGUAAAUAAGAAAUUUCUCUAACGAAACAAGCAAAUCACCGACAAACUGUACAGACACAGUAGGUUCAAUAGCCGAUCAAGUAAAGUGACCACGAUAAGAUAAAAGAUCAUCAGCUUGUUCUCCCGUCUAUUGGACCUAUGGUGUCCUGUAGGACAAGAAGUUCGUGUAUCGUCCCCCAUGUUAUCGAGACAACUCUAGGAUAGAUUAACUCCAUUCCUUCCAACUAACGAUUUUUGUGAAUAUUUUUCUAGACAUGUAUCUGGGUUUCGGAACACAAAAUUUAGGUAACAAAACUAAAAAAAAUACAAAUGGUUAGCAAUCGAACGUUUUGAUGUAACUUUUUCGGCAUAUUUAGGGCAGCGCAAUAGGCUGCAAUAUUUAGGCGCUAAAUUUGAGGACCGUGGCAGGCGAAUAGUAGUUAGAUCAGAGACACUAAUCUUACUAACAGAGAUACAAAUCAUCUACGACAAGCUUAAGUUAAUCAGCUAUGGAGUCACAUGCGAACGGACGGACGAAUUUGACUUUUUUUCUGCUCCUGUCAAUUAGGCGUCAAGUAUUUUGUAAACAAUCUGUCAGGAUAAAAAUUAAACGCGACAUGAUCCGUUGUGCACCGAAGUAACCAAAGUUUCCUUUAAAAUGAGUUUUUCACUUAAUCAUCUUGACUGAGCUGAAUUAGCAGAAAACGUACUUUUUAAGGAACUUUUGGUAACUUGGGCAUUGAAAAGAAUUAUUUACAGAUUACUUCGCGCUUAUUUCGAUAGGAAUCCAAGACUAUACAUAGGUGCCAUGUCAGGCCCGCAAGAAUACGGAAAAACGAAGUAGCCCUUCAUUUUUUAUUUAACCUAAAUAUCGUAGAACAACAGAUAAUAAUUUUUGUUCUCGCGAUAAUCGAUUUGUCUCCCAUCGGUCACAAGUUUCAUCAUUGCGCAUGUGGUUGCCGAACAAUAUUCCACAAUGAUGCGAUUUGAAUUGAAUGUGAAAAAAUCGGUUUUCACGAGUUGGGAAUUAGAUUUUCAACUGAAACAUAAUAUAGUUAUUCAAAAGAGAUUCCAGCUUGAGCUAGUUAUAUUUUAUAUUUUUAUUUCCUUCACAGUUAUGUUUUUAUUUCCCUCACAGUUAUGUGAUGGGAUGGGACUACUUCGUUUAAAUUCACCACUUUGUAAUCUUUACGUAUCAAGUACGAGACACUGAAUACGACCUUACUUUAAAGGUCCAAAUAUGUCUCUGCUAUAUGAUAGGAAUUAAAUAAACAAAGUACUAACUCAUCGUGCAACAAGCAAUCAAAAUUGUCGAAAAAUAUUUCCAAUGAAAUGUUGACACGUGAUUGAUGCGGUCCAAUAAGCACCUCCAUUUGUUGAUCAAAAAGAACGAGCAGGACGGGAACAACUCCGAGCUACUUCGAGCUGCUCAUUGAACAGCACUAAUGUCAAUGAAUUCAUCUUUCAAAUUUGUUUUUUUUUUUCUGAAGAAAAGUUUGAACAAUUGAACAAAUUCAAAAAUAAAUAGCUACAAAGCAAAUUUGGCGGCAUUCGUUUUUCCGUAUUUUUACAAUGUUUACCAAUAAAUCUUGACCUUACUAUAAACAUAUAGAGAAAGAAUACUUUCUUCACGACGUAGCUAGAAAGCAAAGCAAACGAAUCGAAUGAUUAGCAAAAUAAUAGAAAAUCAAACAAAAAACAACUGUUACUGGGACAUUUAGACAACAAAACAAUAUAAUUCAUGAGAUUGUAUAAAUUUUAAUGAAUAAACUUUUUUACUGCAAUAA